This is a messenger RNA of Trametes versicolor FP-101664 SS1, 1411 nucleotides long. RefSeq names its product UEV-domain-containing protein. Bases 18 to 1238 code for a protein of 406 amino acids. Gene Ontology annotation, molecular function: ubiquitin binding. NCBI's taxonomy places the organism in Eukaryota, Fungi, Basidiomycota, Agaricomycetes, Polyporales, Polyporaceae. The transcript has 6 exons. Gene Ontology annotation, cellular component: ESCRT I complex. The record is from RefSeq and is a predicted model, not a curated record. Gene Ontology annotation, biological process: protein modification process; protein transport; endosome to lysosome transport.
CCUCCGUCUCGCCGGCGAUGAGCAAGUCAGAGUCCAUCACGCAGAAAUGGCUCCGCCAGAACGUCCAGACGUACCCGAACCCGGAUCUCGUCUACGCACACGCCGAUGCCGUCCUCGCCCGCCAUCCUACCAUCCGCCCAAAGACGGACGUCUACACCUACGACGACGGCCGGACCCAGCUGCUGCUCUGUCUCCAUGGCCUCCUUCCAAUUGCCUUCCGCGGCGCGUCCUACAACAUCCCGAUCGCCGUCUGGGUCCCUAGAGAGUACCCGCGCACCCCGCCUGUCGCAUACGUCGUGCCCACAAGCGACAUGCUCAUACGCGCCGCGCCGGACAUCGACAUUAGCGGGCGCUGUCUCAUCGACUACCUCCGCAAUUGGGAGCGAAAGUGCGAGGGCUGCAGUCUCGUCGCACUACUCGAUGCAAUGCACGAUGCCUUCUCCCGCCAGCCCCCCGUAUAUGCGAAGCCUAAAGACGUCACCGUCCAGCAGCCACCGCCCUCCCGCCCCUCCUCUUCGGCACCCGACUACGCAGCACGCCCGCCGCCACCGCUGCCCGUGGAGCGCCACGCGUCUCUACCAACCUCAGCACAUGGAACGACCUCACCUGCUCCGCCGCCCGGCGGUCCUCCCCCGCUGCCCACCAAACCGGGUCUUGCCCCUGCGGGCGCUACCCAGCCACCCAGAAGCACAUCUGUCCCGGCCCCCCAGGUGCAGUUGAAUGCCCGGACUGGGUCCCCGGCCAAUCUGAGCACACUCGCGGGCGAGCUCGCGUCGCUGUCGCAGGCGAUGGCGAUCGACGCGGAGCGGCUGCGCGCGCACCAGGCGGACCUGCUCGCGGGGGCGCCCGCGCUGCGCGACGAGAUGGCGCGCCUGGAGGCCGUGCGCGACGUGUGCCGCGGGGUCGCGGCGCGGCUCGGCGCGGUCGUCGGCGCGGGCGAGCGCAGCGUCGCGGAGCUGAAACGCAAGGGCGACCCCGAGGUGGACGAGCUCGUGUGCUCGACGACGAUUGUGCAUAACCAGCUCGUAAACCUCGUCGCGGAGGACAACGCCAUCGAAGACACGAUAUACCACCUGCACCGUGCGCUCAACGCCGGCCGCGUCGACCUUGAACGGUUCCUCCGUACGACGCGCGUGCUCGCAGAGGAGCAGUUCAUGAAGCGUGCGCUCAUCGAGAAGAUCCAGGCCGGCAUCCCGCUCGGGGACGCGACGUGGUCCGUCCCCCCGGGCAUGCGCUGACAUUUGUGGACGGAUGUGUUGGGCGGAGGGUUCGGCCGUGUAGGGUCGCCCGCGACGGGGUUCAUUGAUAUUGGGGGAUGUCGCGGCCUUCUUGCUUCUCGAAGACGGUGGGCCCGCUGCCGAGGUCCGUUUGUAUAUCCCCGCGUGCAAUAUAGUGUAUAGUGUAUACCUAC